CAAGUUUAGUCUGACUGAUCUAACGUUGCAAACAAGCCUAAGAUGUCUGAAGAAUUAACUGCUCAAACCGAAGAAUUGUCCUUGGAAUCCAAGACUGUGUUCGACAACAAGGAAGAAUUCACUGCCAAGCACCCAUUGAGCAACAGAUGGACUUUGUGGUACACCAAGCCUCAAGUUAACAAGAACGAAAACUGGCACGACUUGUUGAAGCCUGUGAUCACCUUUUCGUCUGUAGAAGAGUUCUGGGGAAUUUACAACUCGAUUCCAGUAGCCAACCAAUUGCCUUUGAAGUCAGACUACCACUUGUUCAAAGAAGGAAUCAGACCAGAAUGGGAAGACGAACAGAAUGCCCAAGGUGGUAAAUGGCAAUACUCUUUCAACAACAAGCGUGACGCUGCUGGCGUCAUCAACGAGUUGUGGUUGCGUGGAUUGUUGAGUGUCAUUGGUGAAACUAUCGAAGACGACGAAAACGAAGUCAACGGUAUCGUGUUAAAUAUCAGAAAGCAAGCCUUCAGAGUCGGAAUCUGGACCAAAGAUUGCGACGUCAACAAGUUGAAGACCGUAGGUGAAAGAUUGAAGAAGGUGUUGCAAUUGAGAGAAGAACAAAAAGUCGAGUUCAUCUCCCACGAUGCAUCCAAUAAGAAGGGUUCUGCUUCCAUUGUCUUGUAAGCAACGUAGAAGUCUUCCAACAUGGAGAUACUAUAGUCAGUAUUUCUCAAAACAAGAACCAACUCUGGCUAUCAGCUCAGAUCUAUAAGCUCAGCUAUGGCUACUUCGAUUCUCUUGUUAUAUUAGCUGUAUACAUAUAAAUUUACGUCAAUUCUAGUU
Molecule: messenger RNA, 828 nt
Organism: Scheffersomyces stipitis CBS 6054
Lineage: Eukaryota; Fungi; Ascomycota; Pichiomycetes; Serinales; Debaryomycetaceae
Gene: EIF4E
Product: translation initiation factor eIF4E
Exons: 2
Coding region: 43-669 (208 amino acids)
Biological process (GO): translational initiation
Cellular component (GO): cytoplasm; eukaryotic translation initiation factor 4F complex
Molecular function (GO): RNA 7-methylguanosine cap binding; translation initiation factor activity
Source: RefSeq, a predicted model, not a curated record